GACCCGGCCAGCAUCAGUAACGAAACGACCCCGAGCCCACAGUCAAGUCUUUGGGAUCUGGACCUCAACAACGACCGCGUGCAGAAUGGAUUUUGUGUUCAGGGUGUUCUUUUUGCAGUUCGUUCUAUUCGGAUUGCUGGUGUCAGGUGUACGACCGCAAACCGGAGGAACCGACUGCCACGGCAAGGACUACCUGUGUUUGGACGAUGUCCGAUUUCAACUUUGUGUAGACUAUGGUGACGGGAAACCGACGACCGUUAACGAUGAGGUGCAGCUCUGCCCGGCCGGGACGUUCUGCAGCAACAGUGGACAGUUUGAGUGCGACUCGUUCGUAGCACUGUCGACCACUGCUGAGCCGCACGUUAAUGUGGAAGUGGAAGCUACGGCACAGCCAGAGGAUGAAGAGCUCGUUACAAAUGAACCAGUGGUAGUAGAAGAGGAGCCAGAAGAACCAGAAGAGGCAAACGCACCAGCGAGCGAGCCAGCAGCAAACGAACCAGUGGAGGAACAAAACACAACGGUUGCACCCGAACCGUCAACGGCAGCCGUAGAAGUGGAGACUAAUGAGGUACCGCAAGAAGAAGCAGCUGCACCAUCGGAAGACACUGAAUUACCGGAACAGUCGGAAACAACCGUACCGACGGAAGAAGCUGCACCGUCAACAUCGGACCCCCAAGCAGAGACAACGGCGCAAUCAACCAAUGCGGAAGAGGAACAGUCCCCCGCCGAAACGGUGGCACCGUUCGAGCCGGAAGAAAACAAUUCGCCGGCAGUAGAAGAAUCAACCACCUUAGCGCCACCAUCGGAAGGCGUAUCCGGAAUGGAAUCAGUGGCAACGGAAGCAGCCGAGGUAGAAGCUAGCGGAAACACGGAAUCGGCUGUAGCGACGGAACAGACGGAAGCUUCGGAACCGGACUUGACUACUCAGCAGCAAGGCGAAGAACAAUCGUCCACGGACGCUUCUGAAGCUGUCACGACGGAAGAAAGUGUACAGUCCGAACAAUCGACGGAGGGCGUAGCUGCUGAGACCGAAGUCUCGCAGGACGCUUCUACAGCCGCAGUUCCAGAAGCAACAGAGCAGGGUGAAACAGAGACACCGGAGGAAGUUCCGGAAGAAACCGAAGCACCAGUUCUCCCAGAGGCAGAAGAGGAAACGGGUUCCGAAACGGUACCAUCAGAGCCUGAGGUGGAAGCUGAAGUUGAGGAAGUAACCUCGGAAGCAUCCGUGGAACCUGAAGCUUCGGAAUCGACACCAGCAUCGCCUGGGGAGACUGAGGCUCCGGAAGUUAGCUCCGAACCAUCGGUAGAGCCCGAAGCGUCUGAGCCCACUUCUCAACCGGCUGAGGAAUCGGAGACUCCUGAAUCCCCCGUCGUACCAUCGGAGGAGCCAGAGGCUACUGAACCCACGGGCACCGAGGCACCAGAGACUCCUGAAGUCACCUCCGCACCCGAAACAACUGCAGCCGUAACCGAGACCGAAACAACGUCAACCGCACCCACCACAACCGGCACCGAGGAGGACAACUCAGCGUCCAACGGAGGGGAGUCGGGCUCGAACGAAGGCUCCAACGCAUCGCCAGACUCUACCGAGGCCCCGUCGGCCGAAUCGGGCGCGGAAUCGAACGAGGCUAGCACCGUCCACCCGCAAGCACCCGGAUCGGGCGAGUUUGUGUGUCCGGCUGCCGGUCGCUUCGCCAAUCCGACCGACUGUCACAAAUACUACGUCUGCUUCUGGCUGCCCUUCGGACUGUACAGUCUCGAGCAGAACUGUUUAGCCGGGUACGCGUACAAUCCGUCGCUGGAACGCUGCACGGCCGACCAGAGCGUUUGCUUCCCCGGACAGUUCACGUGCAUGGGCCCGGGUCGGUUCCCCGAUCCGGCCGAUCCGACCUCGUACUUCUGGUGCGUGUGGAACAUGUUCGGUGGCUACCUGCAGUACAAGAUGCAGUGCCCGAUGGGCCAGGUGUACAAUGCGUUCCGCGGACGGUGUGCCUUUGCGGUGGCCGGACGUUCGCUGCCGUUUGACGAGCUGGACGACGAGCUAGCGGCGGCUGAAGAUGCCGAGCAGUCGCACCCAGCGGAAGUCGAUAGUGCGGUGGAGCCGGUGGAACCGGAGGCUGAGCCCGUCACCCCGGUAGCCGAGGAGCAACCGAAGCUGAAGGUAAAGUUCCAGUGUCUGGAGGAGGGCACCUUUGCCGAUCCGAACAACUGCGGCCGCUACUUCGUCUGCACGCUCAAGAAGCUGGACAAGUUCAAGAAGAGCAAGUUCAAGUGCGCUGCCGGCGAGCGGUUCGAUCCGCUGAUGGGCAUGUGCGUUCCCGACCUAGAUGCGUUGUGCGAGUAGUUCGCAAGCGGAUGGCAGCUCCAGUUAAACGCACGGUGUAGUGGCAAUGGUUUCGUACACGAAUAAAGUAUUUAUCAAUUUAUUUUCAA
This is a messenger RNA of Anopheles merus, 2433 nucleotides long. Its product is annotated as retinitis pigmentosa 1-like 1 protein. NCBI's taxonomy places the organism in Eukaryota, Metazoa, Arthropoda, Insecta, Diptera, Culicidae. The transcript has 3 exons. Bases 86 to 2344 code for a protein of 752 amino acids. Gene Ontology annotation, cellular component: extracellular region. Gene Ontology annotation, molecular function: chitin binding. The record is from RefSeq and is a predicted model, not a curated record.